GGCCCCACAACAUGUUCCCGCGCUUUUUGCUCUCGCCACCCUGCUGCUGCUUGCGGACCCGGCUGUCUCUCAGGACGCAAGCCUGUUGAGUAGCAGCAGCGAGUAUGAAGGCGGCAGAGCAUCGCAGCAGCGUUUGCCUGGCGCGAGCGGCAGUGGCUCCGCGGCGCUCUUCGAAGCCAACACCCACUUGCUGCUGCACGGGGAGGUGCUCUUGGGCGCCGCGUUGUUUGUGCCGCCGAGAGCGACGCAGCAGCACACAGCCCACAGUGCCACAAUCGCAAAAGCUGGGGCUGCUCAGUCGGCUGCGGAGGGAGGACCAUUGGUGCCGGGUGGUGAAGCAGCGCCCCUCCCGCCCACCCCCAACCCGGCGGAGGCUUCGUCCGCGCAGCUUGCCGCUUCCCUGGCGCCUCAGCCUGCUGACCAGGUGGUCGAGCCGCGAGACCGUGGCAAUGGCGUUUGGGAGCAGGCGCUAUCGGUGCUGGCGGCAUCUGCUGCUGUGACGACUGCUGGGGGCGGCGGUGGCAGUGGAGGUGGCAGCAGCAGCUCCAGCAGCCAGCUGGUCGCCACCGUGCGGCGGGGCGGCCAGGUGGUGGCACAGGCCUGGGAGGCCAUCCCCCCAGCUGCCAUGGCGGCAGCACUGCGGAGCGCCGCGGCUGAGGCCGCCGCCGGGGCCUCACAGCCCCUGACAGCGCGCCUGCCGUACACCUUCCUGCUCCCACUAGCCCAGCGCAUCACUACGGGACAUCAGCAGCAGCAGUUGCAGCAGCAGGAGCAGGGACUGGGGAAGGAGGCAGGCGGGCUCCAGGUGCUGCUGGUGCUGGAGCUGCAGGCGCUGCCCGGGACGGCAGGCCGCACGGCCGCCUUCGUUGCCUCUGGCGACACAGCAGGUGGGCUUGAGGUCCGCCUCACCCUGGACGCCGCUGCUCCCCACCUGGCGGCGGUACUGGGCCCGCCGCCGCCGCCGCCUUCCGCAGACCCGCAGCCGCAGCAGCUGGCGGCGGCCAGGCAGCAGCUGCAAACAGCAGCGGCUGUAGCACCAGGACACAACGCUGUGGCAGAGCCGCAUACGACGGCGCCAGGGCAUGCGUGGCCGCCGCCUGGCCUGGCGGCCCCACGCUGGCACGCUGCCACGUCGCCGGGAGAUCGCCGCAUCCCUGUGAAUGCUGGAGAGGGUGGAAGGGACGGCGGCGUGGCGGCAGUGCGCCACUUGACACCACAGCACCAGCAGACACACACCGCCGCCGCGGCAGCUGCUGUGCAGGCGCAGUGUGUGGCUGCGGCGUGCCACCACUGGGCUCACCUGCACGCUGGCGAGCACCUCGAUGGACAGCAGUCUGCAGCUGGCGGCGGCGGGUACGCGGCAACAGCGCGGCGCGGGCCUGGGCACUCCUGCCCGCCUCUGCACCUGGCCGCCAUCACCGGCAGUAGCGGCAGUAGCGGUAGUAGCGGCAGGCCCGACACGUCUGCCCUCGACCCACUGAGCCAGUGCCCUGCACUCAUCAUAAUGAGCCCGCAAGACGUCAUUGGUGGCCGCGGCGCUGCUGUGUCAUCCGGUGGCAGCGGCAGUAGCGGCAGUAUGGGGAGUGACGGCAAAGGGCGCCUGCUGCCGCCACGGCAGGGGCACCGGCAGGGGCAGCGUUCCGGCGCCAGCGCAGCUCGUGACGGUGAGCCAGCAGCGCACGUGUUGCGGGCGGGUGAUGAGCGCAGCAGCGAAGACAGCCUUUCCCCAGGAGAAGCGCUGACAGCGGCAGCAGCAGGUGCCUCGGCCGCCGCGGCAGGUGUCACCAUGCCAGGGGGCGGCUGGUGCUGGCGCAGCCUGGUGUGUGGUGCCGUGUCCGGGGCCCUUGCUGCAGCCGCUGUGGCAGCGACUGUAGCAGCGGCCAGCGGCCGCGGGCGCAGCAACGCACGCGCCGCUGUGGAGGCACAAGAUCUCCUGGGGCCCGGCGCAGACGUCCCGGCAGGUGCGGAGGAGCGGCAUGGUGUGGGAGCGUACCACGGGUACGGCGAGGAGGCGCUCGGCACACAGCACCCGCAGCACCUGCAAGCACCAUCGUAUUCCUCAGGAGGCGGCACGCACGGCGGCGCUGACGGCAGCGGCAGCCCUGGGCGCGAGGGGGGCACAGGCGGCCUGUUGCAGCGCACAGCGUCAGGACUGGGCAACUUGCUGAGCACGCCGCUGCGUCGCGCACGGCGGCUCGGCGCACCCGGACGCUACGCGCCCGCAGGCAGCCCCAUUGCUGAGGAGGGCCGAGGCGGGUACGAGUAUGGCAGUGGCGGCGGCGCUGGCGGCGCUACGGCAGUGGCGGCGGCGGGCGGUAUGCUGGAGGGAUCGGGGGAGGCCCGUGGUGGGGAGGGCGGCGAUGGGGGUGGCGGCGGAGGCGGCACCGACAGCCUGCUGAGGUGGCGGCAUCACAUGGGUGGUGCGGCAGGCGGCGGCGAGGGCGGCGCGAUCGCGGCGAGCGAGGAAAGCGAGGGCGCAGCCUUUCUGGCGGAGCUGGCGGCGGCUGGCAGCGGCAGUGGGGGUGGCGGCAGCGGCGGCUUUGCCUCGACCCUGGCGCAGCUGUCGCCCAGCGUCCUGAAGCUGCUUGCCGCAGGCCGCAGCGCCACCGGCUCCUGGGGCCGGGACGAGCAGGGCCGCCUGCGCCGCUUCUCCGCGCGCACCACCCGCAUCCUCAACAGCAUCCUCGCCUCCUCUGGUUCGGCCGGCACGGCGGGCGCGGCUGCAAACGGCCACGAUGGUGGCAGCGCAGAUACUGAAUAGCUGUGCGCCGUGGGCACAGGGCGCGCUAGGUACUAGGACGGACUGGAUCCCAAGACGGACGGGUGCGUUUCAAGGCUGUCUGCUGGGUAGAAGUGGAAAGGCUGAUACACCCAUGAGGACUGCUCAAGUGGAACGGCGAUUGGGUUCGUGACGUACGGCUUGGUGUGGUA
This is a messenger RNA of Chlamydomonas reinhardtii, 2931 nucleotides long. RefSeq lists its product as uncharacterized. Bases 626 to 2761 code for a protein of 711 amino acids. The transcript has 6 exons. Lineage: Eukaryota; Viridiplantae; Chlorophyta; Chlorophyceae; Chlamydomonadales; Chlamydomonadaceae. The record is from RefSeq and is a predicted model, not a curated record.